AUGGGCCUUAGUUCGGAUUUGUUCGCUUUUGUCGUUUUCUUUAUCAAAGCACUAAUUUACAGCGUCAUGUGUGCGGAUACCAAAAAUCAGCUUGUCUGCUUAACCGAAUAUAGCUUCGCUCUGAGGCAACCGCUUAUGUGCGGUCGUGAUGACGGCUACCACUAUCGGAGGUUCGUGAAAGCAGUCCAGGCUGAAGAGACCCGUACGCAACUACCUGGCCGCUUUCGAAAUCGCGUUGGUUUCAUGCGCGUUUUCUCUGAACAGACAAUGGAGGACGCUCGCGAAAAAGACCAAGCGCUUCAAGAGAAAGAACACGCGUGGAACAAAAGACUUUCUGAGGAAGCAGAUGGAAUCAAUUUUCUCCUUGCUGAGAACGAUAGCAUGUUACAGAGAGCUUAUGAGCCAAGAUUCAUUUGGAUCAAAGAACAUGUGGAUUUCAACAUAACGGAUUCUUACUCACCAAAGUCUGAAAUGAUUCUUAGCGGAAAUACUACGCAUAGAGUUGCCCGUGCCAGUGUCGUGCCGGUGGAUUUGGCUUGGCACGGCAUUGGAAUGGCUUUGGCCCCAAAACUUCAAAUUUCCCAUCAGACUCCAAUAUGA
Cylicostephanus goldi is the source of this 600-nucleotide messenger RNA. The record is from the annotation of a GenBank genome assembly. NCBI's taxonomy places the organism in Eukaryota, Metazoa, Nematoda, Chromadorea, Rhabditida, Strongylidae.